CCAGUCUUCUUGUUACAGACACUGAGAAAAAAAAUGGCGACUCUUAAAGUACCAGCUUGCGUUCCAUCUCCUGCUGAAGACUCUGAGCAGCUUAGGAAGGCUUUUGAAGGAUGGGGCACAAAUGAGGCACUGAUCACUUCCAUAUUGGCUCAUAGGAAUGCUGAUCAGAGAAGAUUAAUUCAGCAGACUUAUGCUGAAACUUAUGGGGAGGAUCUUCUCAAGUCACUGGAUAAAGAACUCUCAAGUGAUUUUGAGCGCGCUGUGAUGCUGUGGACACUGCAUCCUUCUGAGCGGGAUGCAGUUUUGGCUAAUGAGGCUACAAAGAGGUUCACUUCAAGCAAUUGGGUUCUCAUGGAAAUAGCUUGUUCUAGGUCUUCAUAUGAACUGCUCCAAGUAAAGCAGGCUUACCAUGCUAAAUUCAAGAAAUCCCUUGAAGAGGAUGUUGCAUUUCAUACAUCUGGAGACUUCCGUAAGCUUUUGGUGCCUCUUGUGAGUGCUUUCCGAUAUGAAGGAGAUGAAGUCAAUGUUACAGUGGCAAAAAGAGAGGCUAAGAUACUUCAUGAGAAAAUCAAGGACAAACACUACAAUGAUGAGGAACUCAUCAGGAUCUUCACUACCAGGAGUAAGGCACAGCUGAAUGCUACUUUCAAUCAGUACAACAAUGAGUUUGGAAAUGCCAUUACCAAGGAUUUGAAGGCUGAUCAAGAUGAUGAAUUCCUCAAAUUACUGAGAGCAACUGCCAAACUAUUGACCUUCCCUGAGAAAUACUUUGAGAAGCUUCUGCGUCUGUGUAUCAACAAGCUCGGAACAGAUGAAGGUGCCCUUACUAGAGUCAUCACCACCAGGGCAGAGGUCGACCUGCAUCGCAUUAAAGAAGAAUACCAGCGCAGAAACAGUGUUCCUUUGGACCGCGCAAUUGAGAAGGACACUUCUGGUGACUAUGAGAAGUUUCUUCUGGCACUGCUUGGACAGGGAGACUGUUGAGCGUCGUUCCUAUUCCCAGAAUAAUAAUUAUGAAGACAGUUCAUGUUAUUUGCCAUGGCUGGUCUUUGCUUCUUUUUUUGGACUGAGCUAGUCUUUGCUUGAAUUCAUCUUUUAUAUGGUUGUGUGGACUCUAUACUAUUUAUCUUGCUAGUCGGGCUACAGUAAGAUUAUGUAUCUGAGUUGGUGUUGUUUAUGGAGUUGCUUGGAGUUCUAUAUGUUAAUUUUCAAUUCUCCUCUUUUUCUUUCA
Fragaria vesca subsp. vesca is the source of this 1231-nucleotide messenger RNA. RefSeq names its product annexin D2-like. The transcript has 5 exons. NCBI's taxonomy places the organism in Eukaryota, Viridiplantae, Streptophyta, Magnoliopsida, Rosales, Rosaceae. Gene Ontology annotation, cellular component: cytosol; cytoplasm. The coding region runs from base 34 to 984 and encodes 316 amino acids. Gene Ontology annotation, molecular function: calcium ion binding; calcium-dependent phospholipid binding. The record is from RefSeq and is a predicted model, not a curated record.